This is a messenger RNA of Chanos chanos (milkfish), 1551 nucleotides long. It is a transcript of the gene chrne, whose product is annotated as cholinergic receptor, nicotinic, epsilon. The transcript has 12 exons. Bases 1 to 1551 code for a protein of 516 amino acids. Gene Ontology annotation, cellular component: postsynaptic membrane. Gene Ontology annotation, molecular function: acetylcholine-gated monoatomic cation-selective channel activity; transmembrane signaling receptor activity. The record is from RefSeq and is a predicted model, not a curated record. Lineage: Eukaryota; Metazoa; Chordata; Actinopteri; Gonorynchiformes; Chanidae. Gene Ontology annotation, biological process: monoatomic ion transmembrane transport.
AUGGCUGCCCGGUCCAUUUGGAUGUUUGUGGUUGCUGCGUACCUUGUGACUUUAGCUUUGCAGGUACAUGGGAAUGAAGAAUCAAAGCUGAUUGCAGAUCAGUUUCGAAGUUACAAUAAGAAUAUCCGACCAGUGAAGAGCCCUGAGGACAAGGUCCAGGUGAUGAUCAAACUCACCCUCACCAACCUCAUCUCGCUGAAUGAAAAAGAAGAAACUCUGACCACGAACGUUUGGAUUGAGAUACAAUGGAACGAUUACCGUCUGGCCUGGGACCCUGAGGAUUAUGACGGCGUCCAGGUGGUUCGCGUGCCUUAUAACAUGGUUUGGAUUCCAGACAUUGUGCUGGAGAACAACAUCGACGGGAAAUUUGAUGUGGCGUAUUACGCCAAUAUUCUCAUUUAUUCGGAUGGUUCCAUGUACUGGCUUCCUCCUGCCAUUUACCGCAGUACCUGCACCAUUGAGAUCUCCUACUUCCCAUUCGACUGGCAAAACUGUACCCUCAUCUUCAGGUCUCAGACAUACAGUGCUAAUGAAGUUGAUCUUAUCUUGGCUGUGGAUGAUGAGACAAAGAAACCAAUUGAGUGGAUAGACAUCGACCCUGAGGCCUUCACUGAGAAUGGUGAAUGGGCUAUCAAACACAGACCAGCACGGAAAGUGACAAACCCACGCUACUCUCCUGAUGAUCUGGAGUAUCAGGAGGUCUAUUUCAACUUAAUCAUCCAGAGAAAACCCCUCUUCUACAUCAUCAAUAUCAUUCUGCCCUGCUCCCUCAUCUCCUCACUGGUCGUACUGGCCUACUUUCUGCCUGCUCAGGCUGGAGGGCAGAAGUUGACAGUGUCCAUUUCCGUCCUUCUGGCUCAGACUGUAUUCCUCUUCCUGAUUGCUCAGAAGAUUCCAGAAACAUCUCUUUCUGUCCCUCUCAUUGGCAAGUACCUGAUCUUUGUCAUGUCAGUGACCACGCUCAUCGUCACCAACUGCAUCAUUGUCCUCAAUUACUCUCUCCGAAGCCCCAGCACACACACCAUGUCACGCUCUAUUAAACAUGUUUUUCUAGAAGCCAUCCCUCGUUUCCUGGGCAUGGCCCCGCUGGUGGAUGAGGGGAACGAGGGAGAGAUGGAUGGAGUGAGAGGGCGGCGACGUAGCUCCUUUGGGUUAAUGCAGCGGGCGGAGGAGUACGUCCUAAAACAGCCACGCAGUGAGAUGCUGUUUGACAAGCAAAAGGAGCGCCACGGUCUCACUCACUCCUUGUUGGAUGAAAUUGACGUGAGCAGCACUGCCACCCUGUACAAGAGUCUGGCCCAGGCAGCUCCAGAGAUUAAGCAAUGUGUGGAUGCCUGUAACUUCAUUGCCGAGAGUACAAGGCAACAAAAUGACAUUGGAUCUGAGGUGGAGAGUUGGGUGUUGAUUGGGAAGAUGAUAGACAAAGUGUGUUUCUGGGUGGCCAUUUUGCUCUUCUCUAUAGGGACAGUGGCUAUUUUCCUCAUGGGGCAUUUUAACAAGGUGCCAGAGUAUCCUUUCCCUGGGGAGUACAAACGCUACAGCCCUGAGUAA